GGUUGUCUACACUCUAUGAUUUUUUUCUAUCAAUGACACUUCACCAUAACUUGCAGAAGCGUCAACAAAUAUCAGAGGAGUCAAUUGUUGAUUAUUAAGUGAAAAAAACUCCAGUUACUGAAUAUUAGUGCUUGCUUCUAAACUGUAAAUUAUUAAAUCAUAAUAAAUCCAACAUGUCGACAGAUUUCUACAUAAGGUACUAUGUUGGUCAUAAAGGAAAGUUUGGCCACGAGUUUUUGGAGUUUGAAUUUCGUCCUGAUGGCAAAUUACGAUACGCUAAUAAUUCAAAUUAUAAAAAUGAUACAAUGAUUCGAAAAGAAGCUUACGUACAUCAGUGUGUAAUGGAAGAAUUAAAGAGGAUUAUUCAAGAUUCAGAAAUCAUGCAAGAAGACGAUUCCCUGUGGCCACAGCCGGAUAGAGUAGGCAGGCAAGAAUUGGAGAUCGUCAUUGGGGAUGAGCAUAUUUCCUUCACUACUUCUAAAACUGGAUCUCUUCUUGAUGUCAAUCAAUCUCGUGAUCCAGAAGGCUUGAGAUGUUUCUACUACCUCGUUCAAGAUCUUAAAUGUCUUGUUUUUUCACUUAUUGGAUUACAUUUUAAAAUUAAACCUAUAUAAAUGUUUUUCUUUCUAAUUUCAUGUAUGUAACUUGAUGAAUGUAUGAGUUUAAAUGCUAAUAAAUUUAUAAUAACUACGAAAUAUUUGUUGAAAAUCU
Chelonus insularis is the source of this 711-nucleotide messenger RNA. It is a transcript of the gene mago, whose product is annotated as mago, exon junction complex subunit. The coding region runs from base 174 to 614 and encodes 146 amino acids. Lineage: Eukaryota; Metazoa; Arthropoda; Insecta; Hymenoptera; Braconidae. Gene Ontology annotation, cellular component: catalytic step 2 spliceosome; exon-exon junction complex; nucleus. The transcript has a single exon. Gene Ontology annotation, biological process: RNA splicing. The record is from RefSeq and is a predicted model, not a curated record.